CUGGAAAAUAGUUAUCUAUAAAGGGAGGCGGGAAAAGGAAGGGGCAAAGUUUUCCCCAAAUAAGGAGGAACUAUAAAUAGGAACUGAGAAACUAUUAAAUCCCCAAAUCGAUUCUCCACGUUUGAACCAUGGAGCAGACAACACCACCACCGCCACCGCCACCCAACCCUCAACCAUCAGAAACGCAACCGCAGCCCUCGCCGCCGGUUCCUUCGCCUCCGGCCACCACCAGCACCUCCGCCGAUGUCCCGUCCCCCGCCCUUCCUCCGAAUCCCAGCGCAAUGCCGCUUGCUCCGGCAUCAACUUCUCCUCUGCCGUCGUCCCUCCCCUAUCCAUCUCAGAACCCUAAUACGCCGACGCCCGCCACCGCUCUUUCGCAAGGAACUUCUCCCCAAGUAAGGCCGACGCCGUACAAUAGACCUUGGCCGCCGCAGCAGCAACAACAACCGGCUCCUUCUUCCCAAUUCUCUCACUUCCCUGUGCAUCCUGCACCUCAUUCUUCCUCAGCCGCUGGCAAUCCUACCUCGCCGUCCAUGGGUUUGUUACCCCCGGCACAAAGGGGUGGAAUGGCUCUUGGGGUUCCCGCCGCCGCGCACCACCCAGGCGCUCCUAGUCCUGCACCGCCUUCUUCUUUUCCGUCACAUAAUCCACAGUCUUUUGGGCAGCCCUACGGUGGGAUGGGGCGUGGUUUACCUGAUUCUGGGCAAACUUCAAGCUCACCCCAGGUAAGACCAAUGAUGGGAGCAUUGGGUUCAAGCUCGGUAAUGCGUCCACCAGCGGCAGGUACCCCUCAUCAGUUAAGGCCUGUCCAAUCCUCGCCUAGACCACAAUCCACUCCUAAUCUCCAACCACCUACCGCUACCGCACAGGGUUUUCCAAGUCAUGGGAUGUUAAGAGGUCCGGCCGUAGGAUCUCCAGGAGCACCUUCACCUAGUAGUUCACAAAAUUUGCAGACUCACAAUCAACCAUGGUUAAGUGCAAGCUCACAGGUGAGCCAACAAGUAAAACCACCUUUGCCACCAUCUCAUAAGCCCCAGGUUAGCGCACAGUCCAUGCAGCAGAGAUCUCAUAUACCUCCACAGCAUCACGCUACUGUGAGUACAGUGUCUCAGCAACAGCAAGUUUCACAGGCUCAACAAUCUCAACAACCUUCGACUUCUGGGACUCAGGAGCAUCAUGGACAGCCAUUUUCACAACCUAGGAUCCAGCAUUCUGUACCUAACCAACAACAGGUUGCUAGAAGUCCGAGUUUAGGAACUCAAAGAGCACCUCAAGCAACAAUCCCUACCUCUGCUGCACAGUCUAGUAUCCCCGUUAGAUCAUCUAAUGCCGAACCUGAGGAACCCUGUAACAGGAUUUUGAGAAAGAGAAGCAUCCAAGAGCUUGUAACCCAAGUUGACCCAUUUGAGAAGUUAGAUCCUGAUGUCGAAGAUAUUCUUGUAGAUAUAGCAGAGGACUUUAUUGAGUCGAUUACAUCAUUCGGAUGUUCACUGGCAAAGCAUCGCAAGUCCACAACAUUGGAAGCAAAGGACAUUCUUCUGCAUCUUGAAAGAAACUGGAACAUGACUCUUCCAGGAUUUAGUGGAGAUGAGAUAAAGACAUACAAAAAACCGGUAAAACUUUCUAAAUCCUCUUUAUGUAGGAGGCCUAUCGUCUAGACGAUUAUGAAGCAGAAAUUUGAUACUCUGGUGAUGAUUUUAGAGAACUUGUGUGAUGAUGAUAUUUCUUCUCUAACUCUAAUGAUUCUUUCCUCUUAUGGUUUUGCAGUUCAUCAGUGAUAUCCACAAAGAGCGACUUGCAGUGGUAGGCAUUGCUUCAUUUUGUUCUUUUGGGCGUUAAUCAUUCCUCCAUAAUUAUUGUUGAUGAAUACAAUCUUGGGGAAUGUUUCCUUUCUUAGUUUUCUGUGAAUGGGUAACCGGUGUAGGAAAGGAUUGGUUCUUUUCGAUCUCUUUUCUGUUUCAAUGGAUUUUGUGUCAUGUUAAGAAAUGUUCCUGACUCUGACAGAUAAAGAAGUCGAUUCUUGCUGGUGAGACGGUAAAUUCAAAGAGUGUGGCUGGACAAGCUGGUGGAAAUCCUAAGAGUCAUGCAGCCAAAGGGGGGCCUAGUAGCUUAGUGGGUUCCCCUCCACCUAAGGUCCGUGAAGCUGCCUGAUGAGAAUGACGCUGCUUCCUCUUUUUUUUGGUACAGAACUGAGUUUGACUUUGACCUUCUAACUUGCUACUGGUAUUCUACGCUGGAUUAUGUAGUAGUAGUUAUUCACCAUUUGUUGCAUAACAUUGCCCAAAAGGGAGAUGAGGUGGAAAAACCGAAACAAUACAGUAAGCCGGAAAAGCCCAAAGCCGAUUUGUUUACCGGCUAAGAACAGAAAAUAGAAUCAUUUUGACAUGGUCGUUUCUGACGGUUUGCUUUCUUAAUUGUUCUUUAUUUUUCUUCUAAGGGAAACAUUAAUCAAGUAUAUAUUUUUUUUGGUGCAAUAAAAGAAGCG
Molecule: messenger RNA, 2485 nt
Organism: Oldenlandia corymbosa var. corymbosa
Lineage: Eukaryota; Viridiplantae; Streptophyta; Magnoliopsida; Gentianales; Rubiaceae
Source: the annotation of a GenBank genome assembly